AUGCCAAAGGCGAAAGAGUCAAGCGUCUCUCACCGGGCGUGGAAAUUCCUGCGCCUCACCCUGUUCUGGGCGAGGCAAGGCAGGGCGUUCAAGCUGCAGCUCCGCCUGCUCGUGCCCAAGUUCCUCAAGACCAUCGGCCACGCGGUGACCCCUCACAGCCAUAUCUGGUACGGCAAGCGGGAGCUCUCCUUUGAGAAGACUCCAGUUGUCCACGUGAAGAUGCACCGCCCUGGGUCGAUGCGGUUCAUGUUCCCGUGCAUCAAACCUAAAGUGGACUUUGAUAUGGAGUUCGAUGAUGAGGACAGUUAUAGAGUUUAUAAUGGAUAUGAUAGUACGAAGAAGAGCUUCUUCCUCGAAAAUGCGGACGAGGAAGAGUCCUCCUAUGAUGACAACGGGAGGAUCGAAUUUGAGGAGGAAGAGCGUGGGAUCGACUCAAGAGCGGAGGAAACAUGCUGA
Eucalyptus grandis is the source of this 456-nucleotide messenger RNA. RefSeq lists its product as uncharacterized. The transcript is spliced from 2 exons. The coding region runs from base 1 to 456 and encodes 151 amino acids. The record is from RefSeq and is a predicted model, not a curated record. NCBI's taxonomy places the organism in Eukaryota, Viridiplantae, Streptophyta, Magnoliopsida, Myrtales, Myrtaceae.